AAUAAAUAUAUUAAUUAUUAUUUAAUCAUAAUAAAUUAUUAUUAUUUUUUAUAAAUCGUCAUCAAAUAUUUUAAUAAAAAUUCAUAACUUUUUAAUAUAUAAUAUUUAAUAUUAAUUAAUUAAAUAAUAUAAUUUUAUAAUUAUAUAAAAUUAUAAAAUAAAAUAACAAUAAUAAAUAUUUAACAAAAUAAAAGAAAAAAAAAAAAAGUAAUAAUAAAAAAUUAUUUUUACAAAAUAAAAUUAUUAACUAUUUUGGUUAAUUUAUAAAACAAUGAAUAACCGUAAUUCUAAUAUUAAUAAUAACUCUAUUGUAUCAUUAAAUAAUAAAAUUAUACCAUUAAACCCAACAACAAAAUGUAUUGAUUGCGGUAAAACUAAUAGAUCUAUUUGUUCAGGUUGUAUAGAUAAAGAUUUAAAUUUAUGUAAAAAUUGUCAUCAAGUUUUUCUUCAUGGUGAUAUCAAUAACAAUAACAAUAACAAUAAUAAUAACAACAUGAAUUGUAAUAAAAGUUGCGAAAAGAUAUAUAAUAAUGAUCACAAAAAUAAUGAUAGCACUCAAUCACAUACACAAUCAUAUAACAAUAGUUUUAUUGGUAGUCCAAAUGCAAGUUCUUGCUCAACAUAUGAUGAAUUCGAUUAUCAAGAUUUAGCAAUGGAAGAAUACGAGACCUAUUAUUUUUUCGAUUAUCACUUUGAUAAUAUAUCCCGUAAUAGAUUAUUUACAUGUCCAUAUUUAAAUUGUUUAAAAGAAGGUUUUAAUGAACAUUCUUUAGCUUUGCAUCUUUUAGAAUGUCAUGAAGAAGAAAACUUACUAAAUACCUAUGUAGUUUGCCCAUUCUGCUCCUAUAGAUUCAAAGAUGGAAAGUUUGUAGAGCACAUCAAAGAAAACCAUUUAAAUAUCUAUCAAGAUUUUAAUAAUGAUAACCACCAUUUAAAUCACCACAAUAAUAAUGAUAAAAAUAAUAACAGCACAGAUAAUUUAGUAUCAUAAAAAAAAUAUUUAAAAAACUAUAAACAAAUCAUCUUUUUUUUUAAUUCUAUUAAUAUUAUUAUUAAAAAAAAAAAUAAAAAAAUUAUUUAUGUAAAUAAAUUUAAAUUUUGUCGUUUAUUAAUUU
Messenger RNA from Dictyostelium purpureum, 1115 nucleotides. RefSeq lists its product as uncharacterized. The record is from RefSeq and is a predicted model, not a curated record. The coding region runs from base 272 to 991 and encodes 239 amino acids. The transcript has 2 exons. Lineage: Eukaryota; Evosea; Eumycetozoa; Dictyosteliales; Dictyosteliaceae.